Messenger RNA from Mustela lutreola (European mink), 3964 nucleotides. RefSeq names its product eukaryotic translation initiation factor 4E (gene EIF4E). Gene Ontology annotation, biological process: translational initiation. The coding region runs from base 100 to 792 and encodes 230 amino acids. Gene Ontology annotation, cellular component: cytoplasm; eukaryotic translation initiation factor 4F complex. The record is from RefSeq and is a predicted model, not a curated record. Gene Ontology annotation, molecular function: translation initiation factor activity; RNA 7-methylguanosine cap binding. The transcript is spliced from 7 exons. NCBI's taxonomy places the organism in Eukaryota, Metazoa, Chordata, Mammalia, Carnivora, Mustelidae.
UGGGCGCGCGUUGCCGGAGGGUGGGUUGGGCGGGAGUGGUUCCGCGGCACGCGCGGAGAAGCUUCGACCUCGCCGAGGGGAGCCGAGAGGGGCGAGCGCAUGUUACUCCAGCGCGCCCGAGAGUUGCCGGGGUUGGCGGCAGGGGAGGCGAGAAAGGAAACCACCCCUACUCCUAAUCCCCCGCCUACAGAAGAAGAGAAAACAGAAUCUAAUCAGGAGGUUGCUAACCCAGAACACUAUAUUAAACAUCCUUUACAGAACAGAUGGGCACUCUGGUUUUUUAAAAAUGAUAAAAGCAAAACUUGGCAAGCAAACCUUCGGCUGAUCUCUAAGUUUGAUACUGUUGAAGACUUUUGGGCUCUGUACAACCACAUCCAGUUGUCUAGUAAUUUAAUGCCUGGCUGUGACUACUCACUUUUUAAGGAUGGUAUUGAGCCUAUGUGGGAAGAUGAGAAAAACAAACGAGGAGGACGAUGGCUAAUUACAUUGAACAAGCAGCAGAGACGAAGUGACCUGGAUCGCUUUUGGCUAGAGACACUGCUGUGCCUUAUUGGAGAAUCUUUUGAUGACUACAGUGAUGAUGUAUGUGGAGCUGUUGUUAAUGUUAGAGCUAAAGGUGAUAAGAUAGCAAUAUGGACUACUGAAUGUGAAAACAGAGAGGCUGUUACACAUAUAGGGAGGGUAUACAAGGAAAGGUUAGGACUUCCUCCAAAGAUAGUGAUUGGUUAUCAGUCCCAUGCAGACACAGCUACUAAGAGCGGCUCCACCACUAAAAAUAGGUUUGUUGUUUAAGAAGACACCUUCUGAGUAUUCUCAUAGGAGACUGCGUCAAGCAAUCGAGAUUUGGGAGCUGAACCAAAGCCUCUUCAAAAGCAGAGUGGACUGCAUUUAAAUUUGAUUUCCAUCUAAAUGUUGCUAAGAUAUAAGAGAAGUCUCAUUCGCCUUUGUCUUGUACUUCUGUGUUCAUAUUUUUUUUUUUUUUAAAUUUUGGCUAGAGUGUCCACUAUCCCAAUCAAAGAAUUACAGUACACAUCAUCCCCAGAAUCCAUAAGUGUGUUCCUGGCCCACUCUGUAAUAGCUUAGUAGAAUUACCAUUACAAACACAUUUUACCUAUCCACAAUAUUCAAAAAAGAACUUGCAUUUCUAUACCUUACAGGAAAAAAAUUUUGUUUAUGUUCCAUUGUAUGCAGGAGCAUAUUUUGCUGGUUUGAAAGAGUAUGAUGCAUACAGUUUUCUAGCAAUUUUCUUUGUUUCUUUUUACAGCAUUGUCUUUGCUGUACUCUUGCUGAUGGCUGCUAGAUUUUAAUUUAUUUGUUUCCCUACUUGAUAACAUUAGUGAUUCUGAUUUCAGUUUUUCAUUUGUUUUGCUUUUGUUUUUUUUCCUCAUGUAACAUUGGUGAAGGAUCCAGGAAUAUGACACAAAGGUGGAAUAAACAUUAAUUUUGUGCAUUCUUUGGUAAUUUUUUUGUUUUUUUGUAACUACAAAGCUUUGCUACAAAUUUAUGCAUUUCAUUCAAAUCAGUGAUCUAUGUUUGUGUGAUUUCCUAAACAUAAUUGUGGAUUAUAAAAAAUGUAACAUCAUAAUUACAUUCCUAAUUAGAAUUAGUAUGUCUGUUUUUGUAUCUUUAUGCUGUAUUUUAACACUUUGUAUUACUUAGGUUAUUUUGCUUUGGUUAAAAAAUGGCUCAAGUAGAAAAGCGGUCCCAUUCAUAUUAAGACAGUGUACAAAACUGUAAAUAAAAUGUGUACAGUGAAUUGUCUUUUAGACAACUAGAUUUGUCCUUUUAUUUCUCCAUCUCUAUAGAAGGAAUUUGUACCUCUUAUUGCCAGGCAGUCUCUAUUGUGUCUUCUUGUAGUGUCUUCCACGUGAACAGCAUAAGUUUGGAGCACUAGUUUUGAUUAUUAUGUUUAUUAAAAUUUUUAAUAAAUUGAAUAGGUAGCACCAUAUGUAUGGAAUUAAAUUGAUGUGGCUAUCUUUGUUUUUUAUGCAGGAAGGCAUGGUCCUUCGGUCUUAGAUAAAUAAUAUACUCCUAACAUGUUAAAACUCAAGAGAAUUAUUAUCUCGGUGCAUUACCAUUUGAUCGGAAUGGUAGUUGUAAAACUUGGUUGCUGAAUUGAGAUGUUCUGUUGUGUCAAUAUGAUAGCAUAGGGAAAGAGUACAGAUGGUAGGGAUAUAUACAUUAAGAAUUUUGUUAGUGUUACUGUCUAAAUAGAAUGGAAUAAAUAGGUAUGAAGACUUAUAUUUAUAUUGGUAAAUUGGUGUAAUGUGGUUUUAUGUAAAUUUGAAAACUUGAUCUACUCUUUGUAGGCAUUUGAAAGCACAUGUGAAAAACUUUGUACAUAAUAGAUAACUGUGUAUUUCUGAUAAGAUAAAAUGAAAUAUGGCUGUUAUAGACAAAAAGGUAAGCUGAACUUACAGAUAGAAUGAAAAUCAUUAGAUAAGAGGAAAAUUUGUCUUUAAAUGGUGAUUAUGAAUUAAUUUAAAAAUAAGUUUGACAAAAAUCCUAUGUAUAGUAAACAUGAAAUUAAUAGUAUUGAUUUCAUUGAAGAAUUUAAAAACAGCUUAAAGGGUACCACAGGCUACUAUCUGAGUACUCUCAAUACCACAAACUUAAUAUUCUUACUUAGUAUUUUAGAAAUACAGAAUCUUUUGUGUUUAUAUUCUCUAUAGACUGUACCUGAUAUCUGCUGCUUAAGCUUGGGUGAUUGGUUAAGGUGAUUUAUUGUCUGUUGAUAUGUAGUUGUGAGCACUACAAGAGCUUAUAUAUACAUGAUGGUGGUGGUGGUGUGUUGACAGUGGGUGCGAUUGGAGUAAUAUAUUAGGAAUCAGUGCUCUGUUUCCUUAAUUCUAAGGUGUAGUCCAUUUUAAGAAGCAUCAGCUUUCAGGAGUGGAGGAGGAAUAAUGAAUUAAAUGUACACAUUUCUAAACUUGUUUUUAAAACCUGAUUUAUAAUACUUAUUUGAUUAUCCUUAUUCUCAUCAUUUUAGAAUCGUAAUCAGUUUUAUUUUAAGUCUUCUCCCAGUGGGUGGGGAGGAUGAUGAAUUACUGAGUCACUUUUGGCAGAUGCCACAUAAGUAUUACAGUGACUUGCAACUUUUCAUAACUUCAUUAGCAUCUUUUCUAAAUAUAAGAUUAGACUGUACAUGAUUUUCUAUCUUUUUCUCCCUGUCCAACAGAUUAUAAAUAAAUAUAUUUUCAUAAUAGAGAAUUAAAAUCUUUUAACAAAAGAAUUGUAAUUAAUUGUAGGGAUGUGACAUAUUUAACCAAUUUAAUUGUUUAUUCAGUUCAAGAGAAGGCUUUGAGACAUACUGUGUAAGAAUUAAAUAAUUACAAUACUUAUAUAAUACUUAAUAUGUGCCAGGCAGUGUUCUAAGCACUUUACAUGCACUUUAACCUGCACAAUUAUCCUUUAAUGUAGGUGCUGUUGUCCCCAUUUUAUAGAUGAAACAGAAGCAGUGAGGAUGUAAGUUGCUUUAUAGCUUUUAAGUUGCAAAGUGGAUUUUGUUACAGAGACCCUAUAAAUCACAUUAUAGUCUCUCAAUAGUGUAGAGCCUAUCUUACAGGCUAUAGUAAAUCACAUCAGAUUGUAGUCGUUUUAUAGGCCAGGCAUUUUUCUUUCAUUUUACUUCCUUUGGUAAUGAACUUAAAAUAAGCCUCCUAGGCUCACCCUAUUAGCAAGCAACUAAAUCAUUUGGGGGAGUUUUGAGAACAUGGAGACAAAGAUAACAGGAGUUUACAGAUACAUGAGUUACAUAGUUACAUAAGUUAAGCGAAUAUUUUCAUAUACUUUGUGUCUAUAUCCUGUUAUCUUCUAAAAUAAAUGGUAAAACAAAAUUUUCAGGUCGAUAGGAGUGAACAUUCUUAAGAGCUAUAGCUUGCAUUUAAAAGGAUAAUUUUAAUUUUCUGAGGUAGUAUGAUAAUGUGGUGUUUUAAAUUUUAAAAUUAAAACAUGUUAAUGACCA